CAGUAGUGAAGAUUGUGAAAUGGAAGGAACCAAAAUCCCGAAACAUGCAAGUUCCGCCUGCGCUUGCUGUGUCGAUGAUGCGAGGCUAGGCUCUUGACUUUCUCGGCUGCAACCACAUACAAACAACAAUCUCUCCACACCUCACAGAUCCUCCCACACAACACACGACCUUCGCUGCAAUCCUGUCGCCGUGCACCGACAUCCGCCUAUACCUGCAGGAACCUGCUGCAGCACCAUUCACGCUGCACGAAAGACGCUGUGCCUCGGCCUCCCUGCCGCCCUAAACCUCCGACACCUCGAAACCCUUUCCCCUUUCGAAUCGAAUUCAGGCCACUCGCUCCAGAGACCACCCACUUCGCAUUCGUACCUCCUGCAACGACCGAUCAAAGUUUAUUCCUCAUCACCCACGCGCGGACCUGGUCGUAGCAAUUGUGAUCCUGCUGCAGCUGUCGCGAUUGUAGCCCGAAUCUGGCCGUGAGGAAAGGCCGCACCUGCAGUAGUCCUGCGUCUGCGUCGCGCUUACUACUGCUACCGUGACAACUAUCUCACCUCUAACUUUUGCCCGGGUAUUGACGGCACGAACUAAGUGUGAUUGCGUUCGUCCGUUUCGGCGCGCGAGAGUUCGGCGUUACUGGCGCAAGAAGGAAGAAGAAAGGUGGAGGAAGAAGGAUCGCAGGGACUCGGACCACACAUCAUGGGCGUGAUGGGAGACUUCACAGCUGCACAAGUGCUCAAGCGCGAGGACAGCAUCAACGACAAGCGCGAUGAUGACGAUGUUUACCCCUACGACUAUUCUGAAAGCUGGUGGUGGUCGGAUACGGGCUAUGCCGUUAGGUAUGCAUUGAUAUGUGUCAUCCUCGCAAUCAUCCUGCUGUACUUCGUCGGAGGAUACUGCCACGCCCGAAGCCGUCUGAAGAAGGGGCAACCUCCUCUCGCCUACCACAGAUGGAUGGUGCAGCGUUCGGCGCGCUACGAGCAGCCUCAGCACCAGCAGUCCUAUCCGUACCGCCCUGAUCCAUAUGCACAAGGCUACGCCAUGCACGGAUAUGCUCCGCCGCCGAAUCCUCCCCCUGCUUACCACGGCGAUGCGCCCCCUGCGUAUUAUCCUCCAGAAGGGGCGAGCAAGGCUAUGGCAGAUCAGAAUUACCAAGUCCCGCCGCGUCCGGAGAACCAGGGCGAGUCGAGCACCGCUCCUCAGGCACCGCGCCCAUAGAAGAUCAGUGCUUCAACAGUGUUGCGUUUGAGCGAAUGCAUGGCGUCAAGGUUGUGUCAUAUCAAGCUUCCAGUACAGCAUGUGGGUAUUCUACGAUGGUUCGGUAGUUGGCGAGCGCGUGGGCAUGGGAGCAUUACAGACACUUGUGGCAUUACAGACACUUGUGCAUCAUCUAGAAGGUCCUGGCGCGUUUCAUCAAGCUGGAAGGGGCAGGUAGCGAUGGCAAGACGGCACGAACAAGGCGAAGCGAGCAGUCCGCAUCUUGUCUAGACAGCAUCAGCCAUGUCCUCUUAUGAACCUUAACUGAACGUCACUUCGAUUUGCUCUCUUGUAUCGUGUUGCCAUAGCCAUGCAGCUCCACUCUAACCCUGGUUUCAUCUCUCUCGAUCUAAGCGAAGCUCGUGCUCAAAUGCCGAGAAGUCUAUAGCCUGUCCGUGGAGACGCCGGGCCCGAGCGUCCAGAUGCCCAAUUGCGCGCUUUUGAUCACAGUGCCCAAAGAGGAUGCUGGUCCGACGAAUGUCUCUCAUGUGCGUGCUUCUGUGCCUCGGCCUGUAUGCCCUUGGCCGGUGAAGCCUCGUGGCUCGUUCGAUGGGUCCGAUAUCCUGGUUGCUCGCUGUAUUGAUAAUCAUUGUUAAUUGUGCGGAUUGUGCACCGUUCAGCAAGCAUGUGCCCCUGAUGCAUCCAUGUCUAUGUGCGUGGCAGUGCGAGUUCAAUUCAUGGAGUUCGUUCGGCACGGGAAUGGCAAACGUCCUGCACCCGUAGUAGGUAGGCAUCUGCGCGUUCGGAUAUUUCGUCGCCUGGGCGUGUAUUAUCCGAGCAUUGAUGAAUCGCUUGUUUCGACGCUACCGGCUCCACUCGCACGAGGUUGCAACCCUAGGCUAAAGGCUGGCUCUUCUACUGGCAUGAGGAUAACAUGUGGUUCACCAUGUUGAUCAAGUUGCGAUUUUCCAUGGCGGCCGCCACCCGUUCCUUGUCGCCGAGUUGCUUGUUCGCUUCGUCUGCCGAUGAAGAGGUUCCCUCCUUAAUGCGCACGUCCACUCGGAAACGUGGAGGCAGGGCAUUCAUCAAUCGAACCUUGACGCCGAGUCCAAUGACGGUGGUCAGCGAACAGGCCGAGGUGGUAGGCGUGAUGAGCACCUGCACAGAACUAAUGCGGGACCGUGGAGAAGUCGGCGGGAUAAUCUUGAUGUCUUCCAGGUUCACGACUCCCAGCGAACCCAGCGAGAGUGGAUGCUCGGGGUCGGUGAUGGUGGAGAUUAGGUCGUAAACUUCUUGCUCGUCUAUUUCCUCGCGCUCGUCGUCGUCUGACGAGGCAGGAUCUGAGACAUCAGACAAGACCUCAGCGUCGCGCGCGGCCGCGGCGUCGAGAAAGCUUGGGUACUGCGGCACCAAUGCAUCGAAGAUUCCUUGCGGCUUCGCUGCAGAGGGCGUAGAGCGGCGGCGGGACGGCAGGUCGUUUGGGUUGAUGAUGGUGGGAUUCGCGUUGUCCUUGCCGGCGUCCAUGGUGGUGGCGGUGGAAUGUUACGGGAGAGGUCCUGACGCGCAGUACGUUGCGUAGUUGGGCGUGAGGAAGAUGGCACAGCACGUUCCGCGAGGCGGAGGCGAACGAGUCGAGGGACGUCGUGGGCGGGUGCCAAGGCCAGGCGUUACAACAGGCACGUCAACCGGUGGGUUGCAGCUUUGCAAAUGGGCGUGCGGCGUGCGAGUGGAUGCCGCCGCCGGCACACUCC
This is a messenger RNA of Cercospora beticola, 2943 nucleotides long. Its product is annotated as resistance to Congo red protein. Gene Ontology annotation, cellular component: intracellular membrane-bounded organelle. The record is from RefSeq and is a predicted model, not a curated record. Lineage: Eukaryota; Fungi; Ascomycota; Dothideomycetes; Mycosphaerellales; Mycosphaerellaceae. Gene Ontology annotation, biological process: vesicle-mediated transport.